Molecule: messenger RNA, 1047 nt
Organism: Paraglomus brasilianum
Lineage: Eukaryota; Fungi; Glomeromycota; Glomeromycetes; Paraglomerales; Paraglomeraceae
Source: the annotation of a GenBank genome assembly
AUGACCAAUAUAUUGACACUUCCGUCUGCGUGUGACUUCCACAUUCAUCUGCGUCAAGAUGACAUGAUGAAAAUGAUAGUUCCUCGUAUACUAGAAGGAGGCGUAUCUCUAUGUUAUGUCAUGCCAAACCUCAAACCACCAAUAACGAAAACAGACCAAGCACUUGCGUACAAGGCCCAAUUGGAACAACUUGCACCGAAUGUGACGUUUUUAAUGACUCUUUAUCUCACGCCGGAACUAACACCGGAGGAAAUACGUAAAGCGAAAGCCCACGGAAUAGUUGGCGUGAAAUCGUAUCCGAGAGGAGUAACUACAAAUUCUGAUUCGGGUAUCGAGUCCUAUAAUACGUAUUAUGACGUGUUCAAGGCAAUGGAGGAAGAGGGUUUGGUUUUGAACUUACACGGCGAAGUACCAAGUGACGCAGAUAACGAUGUAUGCGUGUUGAAUGCCGAGGAAAAAUUCCUUGUGCAUCUGAAACAACUGCAUCAUGACUUUCCUCGACUAAAAAUCGUCUUGGAACAUGCUACAACAAAAGCAGCUGUGGACAUGGCAAGCGACACGAUAGGUUGUACGAUAACAGUCCACCAUCUUCAAUUAACCGUAGACGAUUGGGCAGGCAAACCACAUAACUUCUGCAAGCCUGUCGCAAAGUUUCCCCACGAUCGCCAAGCAUUACGAGAUGUUAUUUUAGAAGGUCACCCUCGGUUCUUUCUUGGUACUGAUUCGGCACCACAUCCGGACAACCUAAAAGAAUGUGCACAAGGAGCAGCUGGUGUAUUUACUAGUCCAUUGACAAUGUCAUAUCUUGCUACAAUAUUAGAGUCUUUCGGAUCCUUGGACAAAUUGCAUGGUUUUGCUUGUGUAUAUGGAAAGAGGUUUUAUGGCGUGAGUGAGAAACAAGGUAGCGGGCGCGAGAUGAGGUUAUUGAAGGAGAGUCUGACUGUCCCAAAGAAUUACGAGUAUGGGAAAGAUGGCGAUGCGCAAAAGGGACGAGUUGUUCCUUUCCUGGCGGGGCAAGUCCUGAAUUGGAAAGUUGUCUGUGAAUAA